GCCGAUGCUACCGUAUUGGCGAACGGAACGCAAGGAUGGGCAAAUCAAUGACAGAGGAGCCCAUGGAUGACCACUAGAGCUGGCUCUGUAUGGCCUCUCAUUCAACAGACGAUCCCGGUGAUAAGGACCUUCAGUAAACUCGGAAUAUUUUGCAAUUAUGACUGGUCUAUCCGAGCUUUGAAGAACGAUAACCCUUUACUCGAGAUCUGUUUCUCAGUCGACUUGCCUUUUCAAGGCGCGAAGCGUUUCACCAUGUUGUGACGUAUUUGUCGCUUUGCUGUUGCCUACUGCGAUCACAACUAGCUAUUUGACACUCUCCCUCUCUUUUCUGCAGUCUGAGUUCGAGAAGCCGAAAUCUCAAGGAUGCAGCAGAAAACAACAGUUCCUGUCGCUUUCUUUCAAGGGACUCGAUCAGCAUGUUUCUUGCUGCGACUAUUACGCUCAAACUCAUGUCUCAUCUCGGGCAAUGGAGCUACCGAAUUAUUAUAUCCGUGGCCUCUCUCAAUAUCUGAGACAUAUUUUCGGCUCUUGGAAGAUUGGAACUCUGAAAUUUGCGAACGACAUAAAACUUGCAGAACACACGCUCGGAUCUGGCAACAAUGAGGCAGUAUCUUACAUUCGACGCUCCUGGUCUCCCACUCUUCGUCAGAAACCCUCAGGAUGACCUUCUAAUCUGGUCAAUACGGACCACAUCUCCAUUCCACGGAGUGACUUGCGGUCCGUGGAUGCGCUCAGUGUCUGAGACAGCUGCUUCCGCGGUUGCAUAUAAGGCGGGCCCGCCCCCAUCUCCUCAAUAUCGCUGCUUUCACCGAAACAACCAUCUUCACUCAGAUCCUCAAGCAUUUCUCAAGCUCAAUCAUGUUCACCUCCAAGAUUCAGUCUCCUGUUUCUGUCCCCUCCGUCACCGACUUCGACUUCCUCAACCGCAUCGGCACCGGACGCUCGGCCACCGUUCAUCUGGUCCAGCACAAGGUCACUGGCCGCCGUUUUGCGUUGAAAGCUGUCGAGCGCGCUUCCGGAUCGGCGUCCGCCGUCAACGAGCAGGCCAUCCUGAAGCACAUUUCCGUGUCCAGCGGCAAGUCGGUUUCUCCCUCCCUGCUCUCGUUGCAUGCGAGUUGGGAGGAUGACACUCGUUCGUAUAUGCUCUCGGAGUGGUGCCCCGGUCGUGACCUCAGCCCAUGUCUCGUCAACGGACACAAGCGCUGGGGUGCCUUCCCCGCUGCUCACAUCCGCUUCAUCGUCGCUCAAUUGGUCACGGCGCUCGAGUCUCUCCAUGCUCAGCACAUCGUUCACCGCAACCUCAAGCCCGCCCACAUCUUCUUCACUGAAGACGGCAACAUCGUCCUCGGUGGCCUUUCUCUCGCCAAGCACCUGCCCGGGUCCUUCAUGCACGGCAACGACGAGCCUGCUGAGAUUGUCUUCGAUGUUGCGGCGGAUGCAGACUGUGGUUCGUUCUUCCAGCAGACCAUGGACGAGGUAGUCGGUGUCACCAGAGAGCGGUGCGGAACCCCAGGUUAUAUGGCACCCGCACAGGUCCAGGGCACGCCGUACAGUUUCGAUGCUGAUCUCUUCGCGUUGGGGGUAAUCGCUCAUCAACUGGCAACGGGAGCUAUGCCUUCGUCUGAGUCACCGGAACUCCUCGCGACUGUCGAUGUCGACCUCAAAGCGGUCAUCCAGGGCCUCCUCGACCACAACCGCGAGACUCGGCUCACGCUCGCACAGCUCAAGGAGCACCGCUACUUCACCGGCGUCAACUGGAAGAAGGUGGCCCGUCACCAGGUCCCUGCUCCCUGGGUUCCCGUCGCUGCCGAGGUUCCGUCCACGAUUCGCGUCUGCCCGUUCCCAGCUGCGAUGUCUCGCUCGGAUAGCUCCUUCGACUUCGUCUCUCGGUCGUUCGCCAGACCCCAGCGCGGUUUGCGUUGCCUCAUGCGCAAAUUCGUGUCUGAGAAGCCCCAGCCCCAGCCUGUUGCCCCAGUGGUCGUUGCUGCCUCGGUGGUCGAUGUCCCUCCAGUCCGGCCUUCUGCUCCUGCUGUGGUCGUCGCAGCUCCCGUUGCUGGUUCCUGCGUCGGAGUUCCUUUGGCCGCCCCCGUCCCGAAAGUCGCCAAGCCCGUCUUGCCCCCGGCGGCCUUCUCUCGACUUUGGUACUCCGCGACGAGUGAGAAGAUCGCAGCGUUGCAGGCGUCCGAGAGUUCUUCGACCUGCGCCACCAACUGGUCCCAGGACAGCUUCGACUCGGUUGCCGGUGCCAACAUCCAGCGCAUUCUCGAAGAUCGUUUCGGGCCGACAGAGACGAUCCCAGCGUUGCCUGAGUCCGCGAGCAGCUCUUCUACGGCUAGCGAUGCUUCUGCAGACAGCUUCGACUCCAGGGCGGGCGCCAACAUCCAGCGCAUCCUCCAAGAUCGAUUCGGUGCAACGCUCAAGUCGGUCGCGUUGUCCCCUCCGGCUACCGACACCGACAGUUCAUCAGACAGCGAUUCGUUCCGUAGCAGCAUCGUCUCGGAUGACUCUUGGUCGGCAGACAGAUCCUCAGCAGAGCAGCAGCAGCAGCAGCAGGUGGUCUUCGGAGGAUGCCAGCUUCUUCGUCGCUCUUCAGGAUGUUCUCAGGUUGGACGCGGUCCCGAUCCAGCCACGGGCUAUCGAGAAGGAAUAACAGCCGGUAAAGAAUCCGCUCUUCAGGAGGGCUUCGAUGCAGGGUUCGCAGAGGUCGGCGCGCCUCUCGGCCAGGACCUCGGUUUCCUGCGCGGAAAGGCUUCAGCCUUCGUAACAUAUCUCCAGUCGCCGCUAUCGUCGCUGGUGCCCGACGAUGUAAAAACGUCCUUGCUCGCUGAAGCACGAGAAAUCGCCACUGGGCUUGCGGCUAUUCGAUUCUCCGAUGUCGUGCCACGAGAUCUGGAAGCAGAAGAGCACGCGCGACAGCACUUGGCGUAUGAGGACACCGGGCUGAAUGAGAACGAGGGACUGAAUGAGCGGAGGGAGAUGGAGGGGUUGGAGGAUAUGCUAGCUCGACUCACUCCUGGCGCUACCAUUGCCAGUGACCAAUCUGCACGGCCGACGAUCAACGACGUUCGCGCACUGGAGGGCCGUUUACGCGUGCUACUACAAAAGCUCGGUCUACCACCAAUUGACAGCAGCUACGGUCAAUGAACUGGGCCUUGGUCGAGUGAAUAGCAGGGGCCAGACUGCCUGCCCCCCGAGAACGUGCAUGUGUUUUGGCUUGGUCUAAUAAAUACAUCCACCUCAUGCGUAUUUUGAUCUU
Molecule: messenger RNA, 3256 nt
Organism: Mycena citricolor
Lineage: Eukaryota; Fungi; Basidiomycota; Agaricomycetes; Agaricales; Mycenaceae
Source: the annotation of a GenBank genome assembly